AUGCGCUUCAUGCUGCUCUUCAGCCGCCAGGGCAAGCUGCGCCUGCAGAAGUGGUACCUGGCCACGGCCGACAAGGACAAGAAGAAGAUGGUGCGCGAGCUCAUGCAGGUGGUGCUGGCCCGCAAGCCCAAGAUGUGCAGCUUCCUCGAGUGGCGGGACCUCAAGGUCGUCUACAAGAGGGUGUGUGAGCUCGACAUCAUCUUCAACUUCGAGAAGGCCUAUUUCAUCCUGGACGAGUUCGUCAUGGGCGGCGAGAUCCAGGACACGUCCAAGAAGAGCGUCCUCAAGGCCAUCGAGCAGGCCGACCUGCUGCAGGAGGUGGGGGACCCCUCUCCAGAAACACCCCCCCCCCCGGGAACACCCG
Molecule: messenger RNA, 364 nt
Organism: Nothoprocta perdicaria
Lineage: Eukaryota; Metazoa; Chordata; Aves; Tinamiformes; Tinamidae
Product: AP-1 complex subunit sigma-1A-like
Exons: 2
Biological process (GO): vesicle-mediated transport; protein transport
Cellular component (GO): intracellular membrane-bounded organelle
Source: RefSeq, a predicted model, not a curated record